AUGCACAACUACAUCACCCAUUCUAUCGGCCUCCCGUGGACCUUCUACUCGACAGAGUGCCCUACGCUCGAGUCCAUGAUGGAGCUCGCGGUCAAGCCGACCACCGCAGGCCUCGUGGUGACAAUGCCCUACAAAACGUCCAUUAUUCCACAUCUUGAUGAGGUCGAUGAGCUGGUCACGAGCAUCGGUGCCUGCAACAACGUUUACUACAAGCCUGGGAGCCCAAGGAAGCUAUGUGGCACCAACACCGACUGGCGCGGGGUGAAAGGCUGCCUCCUCGAGAAGGGCGACGACGGCGCAAGAGGCACUGCGGCAAACCCGGUGACGGGCCUCAUUGUUGGUGCUGGAGGGGCCAGUCGCGCUGCCAUCUACGCCUUGGCCUCCCAUCUGCAUUGUCCUAAUAUUUACGUUCUCAACCGUGAUGAUAAGGAGGUCGAGGACUUAGUGUCCGACUCCAAGAAGCUGCCUUGCGUCCCUCGGAUCACCCAUAUCAAGUCCCUUGAGCAGGCCAAGGGCCUGGAAGCCUCACCUUACCACAUCGUUGGCACAGUGCCCGACUUUGAACCGCAGACAGAUGCCGAAAAGAACGUGGCUCUCAUACUGAGACACUUCCUCGAGCGACCUCAAAAGGGGGUGUUGUUGGACAUGUGCUUUAAGCCGAGGAGGACUAGGAUGAUCAAGCUUGCGGAAAGCCUGGGCUGGCAGUGUGUGGAAGGGACUCAUGUCAUUGGGUAUCAGAUGGAGCAGCAGUGGCGCCUGUGGGCGGGAGAGGAUGCAGUCAAGAACCUGGAUGUCAAGGGUGCGUGGGCAACGUUGCUCAAGGCAGCCGAGGAAAGUAAAGGUAUCAAUGUCUAG
Molecule: messenger RNA, 855 nt
Organism: Thyridium curvatum
Lineage: Eukaryota; Fungi; Ascomycota; Sordariomycetes; Thyridiales; Thyridiaceae
Exons: 1
Coding region: 1-855 (284 amino acids)
Biological process (GO): shikimate metabolic process; chorismate biosynthetic process
Molecular function (GO): shikimate 3-dehydrogenase (NADP+) activity
Source: RefSeq, a predicted model, not a curated record